AUAUAUCCUACAAUAAUUAUCAAAAAAAAAACAAAACAAUCAACAAAUCAAUCAAUUAAUAAUUAAUUAAUUAUUUUAAUUAAAAACUAAAAUAAUGGACCAUAAAGGUGGCCCAAUGGAACCGCCGCCGCCAUAUUCGGCCCAACCGGGAGGUCCGGGAGGACCGGUGCCACCGCCUCCCGGUUUUAUGGCCGGACAGCCGGCAGCUACCGUUUAUCCGGCACAACCAGGCUAUCAAAGUGGUUACCCCAUAGGGCCGUCAGUAGUUAUCGGUGCUCCCCCUGGAAGUGGCACAGUGGCUGCUGCUGUCAUAGUUAACGUACAGGGUUUCGGUCCCUAUCCCAUGCAAGUGACUUGUAGUCAAUGUAGUGCACAAGUAAUGACCGAAACGGUAGCCUCACCUGGACUUCUCACUUGGCUAUUGUCGGGCACACUGUUUCUCGUUGGUUGUUGGCUGGGCUGUUGUCUAAUACCCUGUUGUAUACCCGAGUGCCAGGACAUUGAGCACCGGUGUCCCAAUUGUAAGACACACCUGGGCACCUAUAGACGACUAUAAUAACAAAAAUUAUUAUUAUAACUAUUAUUAUUACUAUUAAGAGGACAUACCUAUUAUAUUAACAUCACUUUUUUAAAAAUUUGAAAAAAAUAUAAAUAAAUAAUUAUAAGAAAAGAGUGCACUCUAUAGAUAUAUAUCGCCUAAUAAUUAUAAAUAU
Molecule: messenger RNA, 713 nt
Organism: Oppia nitens
Lineage: Eukaryota; Metazoa; Arthropoda; Arachnida; Sarcoptiformes; Oppiidae
Product: LITAF domain-containing protein-like
Exons: 4
Coding region: 95-556 (153 amino acids)
Molecular function (GO): zinc ion binding
Source: RefSeq, a predicted model, not a curated record